Molecule: messenger RNA, 754 nt
Organism: Brassica napus (rape)
Lineage: Eukaryota; Viridiplantae; Streptophyta; Magnoliopsida; Brassicales; Brassicaceae
Product: transcription initiation factor TFIID subunit 10
Exons: 6
Coding region: 181-552 (123 amino acids)
Biological process (GO): transcription initiation at RNA polymerase II promoter
Cellular component (GO): SAGA complex; transcription factor TFIID complex; nucleus
Molecular function (GO): promoter-specific chromatin binding; RNA polymerase II general transcription initiation factor activity
Source: RefSeq, a predicted model, not a curated record
CUGUUUAAACCAACCGGUGGCGAUUAGCUUCGAGUCGUCGACUCAGUCGGAGAUUUAGGGUAGUUCCAACGGCGACUCAGUAGUCAGUCGUCUCUCCGAUCCCUUUACCUCGUGUCAGCUCAAUUCGCUGCUUUUAUCGCGUCGUUUAGGCUGGCAAUCUCGCUCAGGGCGGUGAGAGAGAUGAAUCACGGCCAACAGUCUGGCGAGGCGAAGCAUGAGGAUGAUGCUGUUCUUACAGAGUUCCUUGGGUCUCUGAUGGAUUACACUCCUACUAUUCCUGAUGAUCUAGUGGAGCACUACUUGGCUAAGAGUGGGUUUCAGUGCCCUGAUGUAAGAUUAAUAAGGCUAGUUGCUGUGGCUACACAAAAGUUUGUUGCAGAUGUUGCCAGCGAUGCUCUUCAGCACUGCAAGGCUAGACCAGCUCCAGUUGUUAAAGACAAAAAACAGCAAAAGGAUAAACGUUUAAUAUUGACAAUGGAAGACCUUUCAAAAGCCCUGCGUGAGUAUGGAGUGAACGUGAAGCAUCCAGAAUAUUUUGCUGAUAGCCCUUGAACCGGAAUUGAUCUAGAAACCAACCGCAAGCCUUGACCAUAUUUGCCUAGUAAGGAUGAUCGUGUGUGAGAGAUCCCUGGUUUUAUGUUAGUGUUUCAGUGAAAUAAAACUCUCUCUCUUCCUAGUUACAUGUAUAUUCUUUUUGUUAUUUGUUUCUUGACUCGUGUCUCUCUUGAUAAUAAUAUUUCUGAGUUCUUGGUAU